GGACCGUGAAAAGGAAAUAGCUAAACGACAAGCUACUAAAGCCUACAUUGAAGAAUUCAAGCAAAUGCGCGAAAAAUGGAGGCAGGCAGAAGAGGCUCGUUUGGCUGAAGAAAAUGCUCGUAUUCGAGCUUAUAUGGAAGAGCGAAACCUCAGGAUGUCAGAGCAUUCCAACCAAAAACUGGCGCGUAUGGCAAACAUGGAGGCAUUGCAGGCAAAGCUGGCUAACGAGCUAAAUCUCCGAGAAAAUGAGCGCCAUGAGAUGGAGGAGGUACGCCAGACCCUGGCAGUGGCUGAAGAGGAGGCUAAAGCACGCAAUAAGGAAGCAGAGGCAUGGGAGCGCCGCUUGCGCCAACGCCUUGAGAUCCUCGACGAUCGUCAACGCUCCAUUGCUGAAAAAGCCAGGUUUAAAGAGGUUCGUCGGUAUUUUCAGCAGUCUUUUGCAUUUUUCUUGAUUGCCUUUAUUCCACUCUUAAAUGCAUCUAUACACACCUACAAAUACAUACUCACACAGAAACAUAAAUAUAUAUAUAUAUAUAUAUGUAUGUAUAUGCACAAUAAAACUGAUAAAAAUGAUUAG
This is a messenger RNA of Protopolystoma xenopodis, 577 nucleotides long. The record is from the annotation of a GenBank genome assembly. Lineage: Eukaryota; Metazoa; Platyhelminthes; Monogenea; Polystomatidea; Polystomatidae.